This is a messenger RNA of Rhipicephalus sanguineus (brown dog tick), 2508 nucleotides long. RefSeq lists its product as uncharacterized. Lineage: Eukaryota; Metazoa; Arthropoda; Arachnida; Ixodida; Ixodidae. The record is from RefSeq and is a predicted model, not a curated record. Bases 321 to 2036 code for a protein of 571 amino acids. The transcript has 13 exons.
CGGAGAGAACCGCUGCUCUUUGCGAGCCUUCGAUACAUUGAGCCUGAUAAACCUACGGAUUUUCAGUGUCAGCUUGACAUCUACCGUUGAAUAGUUGGCACACUAUCUUUGUCACUUAACGUAACUGCGUUUACCUGCGAAGUAGACUUCGUGUUGCCAAGUCGCACCAAGUUAACGGGAUCCCUUAUGUUGACAUCAGUCGGUGGGUGCUUACGGGACAAGCUGCGUCCCGCGCUAUCGCCGUUGUUGUAAGGUUACCACAAAGGAAGACAGGGAAAAAAAAAGAAAAGGGAGCCCGGAAACACUGUUUAAUACUCACGAUGCGGUGGAUAAAGUUUGACACGUCCGCUGAUGGGAUAUUCAGCCGCGAACUGUGUCCCGAAGACAGCGAGUAUUUACAUUCGCACAUCGACACUUUCAAAUGCAUGUGGCACGAACAGACUCGAAACUAUUGGGUACGGAUGAUUAUAAGUCUAAGAGAAUACGUGAAAAAACACAUCUUCACAUAUGAAUCCCUGGAAAGACUCGGUGCACCUCUAGAAAUCUUCGAGAUGUUAAUAGAAUAUACUUACAUAAACAUCUGCUCCAAUUUUACGCAAGAUACUUUUGGAAGAGCCAAGGAAUUCCUAGUGGCCAUUAUACACGUUGCGGCUAACAAGGAUAUGAGGUGCAACAUAGGAUCGCGACCACUGUCAAAUGACCCGUUCUACAACAAAUUUACGAGAGAUCAUUAUAGAACAGUAUUUGGCCAACCUACUAACCCAGUCAGGAUGCAGUUACAGGUGUACGCAUCCGCCCCGCUGUACAGCCGUUUCGCUGCGGGCGCCAUCGCCGUGCUGAAGCAGUGGAUACAGGCCAGUGACUGCUCCCUGAAGGACUACUAUCUAAAGUUUCACUCCAACCCUUACUGGUCCUACCCCGACGACUUCUGCCCUCGGAAAACAUUCUUCAAGUAUGUCGAGCAAAACUGCUACGGGUGGGAGAGCCCCGACCCCGAAGAAGUGAGGGAGGUCAUGAUUAAGGCACCCGACCGUGCGGCAGAGUUUGUGGACGUCGUCCCAUUGCUUCCCAGCGACCUCAUGAAUUACGAAGAUGAUGAUAUGAGUGACAGCUGUAGUGAGCACAGCUCCUACAGCGAUGGUCAGCACGGCAUCAAGAACUGGAGCGACAUAAUGUUUGCCGUGAGCGAUCACCUCAUGUGCAACUGUCCAUUCCAUGUUGCCCAACUGUGCAGCACCUGCAUGGCUAACGUCACGGAGAACUCGGAUGGUGAACCCGACUUUGACAAAAAAGAUAGCGAGGUUGACGAUGACUCGGACAUCGAUAACGCUGCAGAUGAGGACUACAACUUCUGGCACACGCCUGAGGUCUUAGCCAUACUGCAUGCCGCGGAGAAGAAGUUCAGGGAGAGGAUGCUGGACGAAGUCGUGGAAGCUCACACCGGCGACAGUGCGGCAGACGCUGCCGCUUCCCCACGAAAGAACAAGAAAUCUCGAAAGACCCCUUGCGUCACCCUCUCCAUCAACAUCACGCCAACAGGGAAGCGACCGCAACCCGCCUUCAUGAAGAACGGCGCAGUUCCACCUCCGCCGAAGUCUCGAGCCGAGGUGAUCAACUUCGACGACGAGGACCAAGCCAGCAAGCUCGCCGCAGCCCUGGAACGACUCAUGUUGAAGAUAGAGGGAAGCGGCGGAGCCACACCCGCUCCGCAGCAACCAGAGAAACCUCAAGAGGCGCCAAAGCCUCCUCAAAAGGCAUCAACGUCGCAAGCCAAGUCUCAGACGCAACAGAAGCCAGCACCGCCGAAGAAAGUCCAGGCUGCAGACAAGAAGUCGUUGACCAACGGUGCCACUGCCGCCGUGCCAAAGACAGCGCAGCGGAAGUGUGCCAAGUGCGGCAAGAGCGAAGGCGUAAAGCUCAAAAAGUGCUCACUGUGCGUCCAGCAGAAGAUGGACCCAGUGUAUUACUGCUCCAGAGAGUGCCAAACCGAGGACUGGGAUGAGCAUCAAACCGUUCACAUAGAUGACAUCGACUGAGCUCCACAAGCACCCGAAGAUUUUAAUAAAAUUUCGUUUUGACGUUUCGUUUCACAAUUCUUUUUGUCAUUCUCAAUUCCUUGUUAGUACCUUGGACUGGGUUGAAUGCAUUCUGCGGCUGUCCGAACAUUUAGUCACCACAGUAGUAUCCACACUGCGUCUCUUUUAGAGCACUGUAUGUCUUCGUGGAAUGCAACAAUACAAAUGUUAGCCAAUCUUUAGCGGCGUAGAAAUAGAGUUGGGAAAAAAAGAAUGAAGUGCAGCUUGUGGAAUUCAGAGAUGAGGUGUCACAUGCUCGGCACAGGCAGUGGCCGUCUCUUUUUAUUUUGUUCACCGCUUUGUUUUGCUGUGUAUGUAAGCGUGACUGGGGAUUCGGGAUUACUCACUCUCCCAACUUUUCUUGUCCUGGCUUAUAAGUGUGGGUGCAGUUACUUGCGAGCUAUGUAUUACUUCCUAGAUGGGGAGAUUAAAU